AUGACCUUCUUCCAUAAUGAUUCUCUUCCGCCAAUGCCGAGCAUUGCGGACAACAUUCCGCUAUCCGAUUUCAUGUUUGAUGAGCGCUAUGGAAGACGCUCUUACGAUGAGUCUUUGGAUGCAUACACUUGUGGGCUGAGUGGCAGAAAACUUUCAGCACAUGAGCAAAAGGAAUGCGUCGAGCUCCUGUCGCGCGCUUUGGCCAAAGAACUUCAUUGGCGGGUAAUUGAGGCGUCAGCAUUUGACAAAACCAUUGGGGUCUUCGCCUUCAACACUACAUCGCAAUGUCGAGCCCUUUUCACAGGGCAGUAUCUUUUGCCUGUGGCGUUGAAAGCGGCUAAAGUAGCUGGAAUAGCGCAAGAUCGAAUCUAUCUGUGCGAGAUGAUUGAUGAUUCGGACUCAGAGAAGUUCGCUGGCUUCAGGACUGUGGGCCAACUGAUCCGAGAGGGUGAAAGCUUGCCUGAACUUGAGCGUGUGGCGUGGCAGCACGGGCAAGGGCCUACGCAAACAGCUUUUCUCUGCUACUCUAGCGGAACAUCGGGCCUACCAAAAGCGGUCAUGAUCUCCCACAAAAAUGUCAUCGCCAAUAUCAUUCAGCUGUCCCUAUUUCACCAGGUCGACCGCGACAAUAUUGCUCCUCGGCACCGUGAUAUUGGACUUGGCCUACUGCCGCAGUCCCAUAUCUACAGUCUGAUCAUAAUCUGCCAUGCAUCGACUUAUCGGGGUGAUUCAGUCAUUGUCCUGCCAAAAUUCGAAUUGGAGGCCUAUUUUGGGGCCAUAGCCAAAUACAGAAUCAACACACUCUAUUUGGUGCCUCCCAUCAUCAUUUCAAUGGUCAAUAACCUCCAAACCAUACGCGUCUGGGUCGGAGCGGCGCCUUUGGCACCUCAGAUAACAUGGCUCUUUUGUCCCAUUAUCCAACGUGGAAGGUAA
This is a messenger RNA of Diaporthe amygdali, 933 nucleotides long. Its product is annotated as AMP-binding enzyme. The coding region runs from base 1 to 933 and encodes 310 amino acids. NCBI's taxonomy places the organism in Eukaryota, Fungi, Ascomycota, Sordariomycetes, Diaporthales, Diaporthaceae. Gene Ontology annotation, molecular function: CoA-ligase activity. The transcript has 3 exons. The record is from RefSeq and is a predicted model, not a curated record.